AUGGUGAUGUAUAUCCACAAGAGAUGGAUGUGGAGGACGGUGAUUGAAGGAAUGAAUGACGCGGGUGAUUUUUAUGAUGAUCCAUGGCGGAUGGUACACGUGUACGGCCCAUAUUGUAGCAGAGCAGAGCAGAGAGGAAGGAGGAGGAUAUGCCAAGGAACGUGGGCGGUGGAGGAAUCAGGAAUCGUCCCCUCCCCUGUCGACUCCUCCAUAUAUAUCCCACCCUGCGCUCGCUUUGCCUCCUCCCUGCAACUGCUCUUGUAUCGCAAGGAGAACACCCCCCAUAUAUAUAAAACCAAAAGAAACAAGAGAGCAAGGAAGAAGAAGAUGGUGUCUGCGGUGUUGAGGACGAUCCUGGUGACCGGCGGCGCGGGGUACAUCGGCAGCCACACCGUGCUGCAGCUGCUCCUGCAGGGCUUCCGCGUCCUCGUCGUCGACAGCCUCGACAACGCCUCCGAGGAGGCCAUCCGCCGCGUCCGACAACUCGCCAACGCCCCGCAAAACAGCCUCGACUUCCGCAAGGUGGACCUUCGUGACAAGGAGGCGCUCGACCAAAUCUUCUCCUCCCAAAGGUUCGAGGCUGUGAUCCACUUUGCCGGGCUGAAAGCCGUCGGGGAGAGCGUGGAGAAGCCCCUGCUUUACUACGACAACAACCUCAUCGGCACCAUCACCCUCCUCCAAGUCAUGGCAGCACAUGGAUGCAAGAAGCUUGUCUUCUCAUCAUCAGCCACUGUGUACGGGUGGCCCAAGGAGGUGCCCUGCACCGAGGAGUUCCCGCUCUCGGCGACCAACCCUUACGGCAGAACAAAGCUUGUCAUUGAAGACAUCUGCCGUGACCUCCAGCGCUCGGACCCUGACUGGAAGAUCAUACUGCUGAGGUACUUCAACCCAGUCGGCGCUCACCCGAGCGGCUACAUCGGGGAAGACCCCCUUGGAGUCCCCAACAACCUGAUGCCCUAUGUCCAGCAAGUCGCUGUCGGGAGGCGGCCUGCGCUGACGGUUUAUGGGACCGACUACAACAGCAAGGAUGGAACAGGGGUACGUGACUACAUCCAUGUUGUUGACCUGGCUGACGGCCACAUCGCCGCCUUGAGGAAGCUCUACGAAGAUUCUGACAGAAUAGGGUGCGAAGUGUACAAUCUGGGCACUGGAAAGGGGACAUCCGUGCUGGAGAUGGUUGCCGCAUUCGAGAAGGCUUGCGGAAAGAAAAUCCCUCUGGUUUAUGCUGGAAGAAGAGCUGGAGAUGCCGAGACUGUGUACGCUGCCACCGCCAAAGCAGAGAAGGAGCUCAAGUGGAAGGCCAAGUAUGGGGUGGAGGAGAUGUGCAGAGACCUGUGGAACUGGGCCAGCAAGAACCCCUACGGCUACGGAUCCACCGACAACGGCCACUGA
Molecule: messenger RNA, 1392 nt
Organism: Triticum turgidum subsp. durum (durum wheat)
Lineage: Eukaryota; Viridiplantae; Streptophyta; Magnoliopsida; Poales; Poaceae
Source: the annotation of a GenBank genome assembly